Molecule: messenger RNA, 660 nt
Organism: Chenopodium quinoa (quinoa)
Lineage: Eukaryota; Viridiplantae; Streptophyta; Magnoliopsida; Caryophyllales; Amaranthaceae
Exons: 1
Coding region: 1-660 (219 amino acids)
Source: RefSeq, a predicted model, not a curated record
AUGUCGAACCUUGCCAAGCUUGAAUUUGUGGCCCUUGAUAUUACUGGAAAGAAUUAUUUAUCAUGGGUGUUAGAUGUUGAAAUACAUCUAGAUUCUAAAGGGCUUGGUGAAACAAUCAAAGAGGCUAAUGAGGCAACACCUCAAGAUAAGGCUAAGGCCAUGAUAUUCCUUCACCAUCACCUCCAUGAAGGACUUAAAAAUGAAUAUUUAACUGUGAAAGACCCACAUAUCCUUUGGAGUAACCUAAAGGAAAGGUAUGACCACCAAAAAACUGUGAUACUCCCUAGAGCUCGUUAUGAAUGGUUGAAUUUAAGAUUGCAAGAUUUUAAAUAUGUUAGUAUAUAUAACUCAGCUAUGUUUAAAAUAACUUCUCAAUUGAAAUUAUGUGGAGAAAAUAUUACUGAUGCAGAAAUGCUUGAAAAGACAUACUCCACUUUCCAUGCUAAUAAUAUUGUCCUGCAGACACAAUAUAGAGAAAAAGGUUUUAAAAAAUAUUCUGAAUUAAUAUCUUGUCUUCUUGUGGCUGAGCAAAAUAACGAGCUGUUAAUGAAAAAUCAUGAAUCACGUCCUACUGGCUCUACUCCAUUCCCUGAAGAGAAUGUGACAACCCAUAACGGGAAAGAAACUAAAAACAGAGACUAUUCCAGCAGUAGUGGUUGA